AACAACUGAUCACGGGCAAGGAAGAUGCUGCCAAUAACUAUGCCCGUGGUCAUUACACAAUCGGCAAGGAGAUCGUCGAUCUUGUCCUCGACCGUAUUCGAAAGCUUGCUGACCAAUGCACAGGCCUCCAGGGCUUUCUGAUUUUCCAUUCGUUUGGUGGCGGUACCGGCUCUGGUUUUACUUCACUUCUGAUGGAGCGUCUAAGUGUCGACUAUGGCAAGAAGUCGAAGCUUGAGUUCUCGGUUUACCCGGCACCUCAAAUUUCGACUGCUGUCGUCGAGCCUUACAACUCGAUCCUCACAACACACACGACGUUAGAGCACUCGGAUUGCGCGUUCAUGGUUGACAACGAGGCUAUAUAUGACAUCUGCAGGCGCAACCUUGACGUUGACCGCCCAACAUAUACCAACCUAAAUCGCUUGAUUGCCCAGAUAGUCAGUUCGAUCACUGCUUCUCUUCGCUUCGAUGGUGCUCUAAAUGUCGAUCUAACUGAGUUCCAGACCAAUCUGGUUCCUUACCCUAGGAUCCAUUUCCCCCUGGCUACUUAUGCACCGGUGAUUUCUGCUGAAAAGGCAUACCAUGAGCAGUUGAGUGUAGCCGAGAUCACUAAUGCCUGUUUUGAGCCCGCCAAUCAAAUGGUGAAGUGUGAUCCUCGGCACGGGAAGUAUAUGGCCUGUUGCAUGCUUUAUCGCGGUGACGUUGUCCCUAAGGAUGUGAACGCUGCGAUUGCCACGAUAAAGACAAAGCGCAGCAUUCAGUUUGUCGAUUGGUGCCCAACAGGCUUCAAAGUUGGAAUCAACUACCAACCGCCGACUGUUGUGCCUGGUGGCGAUCUGGCCAAGGUGCAGCGUGCCGUCUGUAUGUUAAGCAACACUACAGCAAUUGCGGAGGCCUGGGCUCGCCUUGAUCACAAGUUCGAUCUGAUGUAUGCCAAGCGUGCUUUCGUACAUUGGUACGUUGGCGAGGGCAUGGAGGAGGGCGAGUUCUCCGAGGCUCGCGAGGACUUGGCUGCUCUCGAGAAGGACUAUGAAGAAGUCGGCCUUGAUACUGUUGAAGGUGAAGGGGAAGCUGAGGGCGAAGAGUUUUAA
Protopolystoma xenopodis is the source of this 1088-nucleotide messenger RNA. NCBI's taxonomy places the organism in Eukaryota, Metazoa, Platyhelminthes, Monogenea, Polystomatidea, Polystomatidae. The record is from the annotation of a GenBank genome assembly.